Theileria equi strain WA is the source of this 5151-nucleotide messenger RNA. Its product is annotated as Vacuolar protein sorting-associated protein family member protein. Gene Ontology annotation, biological process: retrograde transport, endosome to Golgi; intracellular protein transport. The record is from RefSeq and is a predicted model, not a curated record. Gene Ontology annotation, cellular component: retromer complex; late endosome; retromer, cargo-selective complex. Bases 1 to 5151 code for a protein of 1716 amino acids. Lineage: Eukaryota; Apicomplexa; Aconoidasida; Piroplasmida; Theileriidae. The transcript has 4 exons.
AUGCUAUCAGACGGGACGUUUGGAGGGAUCAACGCGUUCCAGGCCAUGGACCAAGGGAAGAUGCUGGAGGAAGCCAUCUUCUUUGUCAAGGAACAGUCGUACUACAUGAAGAAGGCAAUCGUAAACAGAAAAUGUGGAGAUAAUACUGGAGCAGGAUGUACGUGUCCAGGUAAAAAACCAGACGGUGGCAUAGAGGUCAGUAAGGGAACUGAUAAAAAUGCUGUUGGUUUUGUUGCCUUUACCCAUUACCUUAAGAGUGGAACAUUUACUCUACUCCAGGACCUAGGUAAUACUGAGAGACUAGAAGAUAAUGAGGUUACAGAGGUAAAAAAGGUCUCCGUAUAUUACUGGGAUGGAGAUACUGAUUAUGAAAAGCCACUACUCUUGGAGGUUGUUAAAUAUGAUGAACAGAAAGUUUAUUAUAAAAGAUCUGAGGAUGGUGAGAAGGGAGAAUCUGAGACACAUAUCUGGAAACAGUAUAUCGCUAGUUCUGGUACAGCACUGCAAGCUAUGCUGGACGAUAGAAACUGUGCUAGAAAUAAUGUAGUUCCUCUUAUUCUCGAAGAUCCAGAGAAAGGUAUAGACACUAGCUCAAAUUGUGCAAAAGAAAAGGGUAUACAAUUUUUUAAACCAUAUCCACUUACCGGAAGUGACUAUAUGGCCACAGAAUAUAAAAUUACGGGUCUUGACGCAAAAAUUUCCAGAAUAGAAUAUCAAAAGACCAAAAUUAAUGGUAUAGAUAUCCCUAAUGUUCCCGUUUCUCAAAUACGACUCUUUUCGUCACCCGUAAAUGGUAAUCUGCCUUUAAUGAUUAACUUUAACCCAAAGAGUGGAGAACCUAGAUGGUAUUAUAGUAAAGACGGUAAUGGUAAUGAUUGGGGAGAAACUGGUAAUGACAACCGCUUUUAUGGUAGUAAACCCACUGAACAUCUUUCCAAAAAAUUAGAUGAAUUAGCCUGUCAAUACCAUAAUGGUGUUACAAUAGAUCUCUCAUACGGAACAUCUACAUCAGUAGAAAGCUAUUGCUGUGAAGAACAUGCAAAUAAGAAAAAGGGUAAGAAUGAUGGAAAAAUUACUAUCACAACUGAAAACAUAAAACUAGAUGGUGGUGCAGGAACUCUCCCAUACUACAAGCACUCCGUUCAAGCAGGACAGAGUGUAGCUGACAUUAAAUUCUACCACGAUGGUGAUCAAGAGCAAAGAAGACAUGUAAAGUCCAACAAAUUAACUUUUCCCAUGGACGGCCCAGCAGAUAUCUAUACAUUUUACUCUAGUAAUAGUAAGGAUCCGAAGCUCAUUUAUUUUUAUAAAAAUGGAGAUCCUAAAGCUACAGGAUGGUAUAGAAUGCAGAGUAACAAUGGUCACAACAAGCGAUGGAGGAAAACGUCCGGUACUCUCGGGACUAUUAAAAAGAAUCAUAUAGAGAGCCGCACUCUCGGAUGCCAGCAAUGGAACUCCCUUAUUGGUGAACUCAAGAAACGUGGCACCACUGAUUUACCAGGAUGUAUUGAACCUACUAAACAAGUAGAACGAGAUGGUGCUGGAGGAGGACAAGAACCAGGAUCUGAAGAAGUUGAGGAAGUAGAAGGCGACGGAGAAAAUGAAGUUAGUAAUGAUGAAAUUGAAACAUCUCUACAAGGUCCUCUUGGUCCUUUUCCUGGACCUACUGUUGUUAAAGCUGAAAAUGAAGACACAAAAGAUGACGAGAUUCCCAAGACCAAUAGCAAAACUGGAGCUAAAACCUCACUCUCUCCCGGAGUUUAUACUGCUAUUCCUUCUCCACAUGAUUCUGGUAAAGGAGCUGUAGAGGGCCUUCUAAAAACAUUAGUAAAACUUGGAUUAACUGGACUAGAUGUAGCUGGACUCUAUGCUGCAAUUAUAGCUGUUGAACUGGCUAAGGAUGUUAAGGAUACUGCUCCAAAACUUGUUCAUCUUCUAUCUCAAGAUCGAGAAACCGGAGGGUCCAAAGAAAUUGAGGCUGGACCUCAGGGACUUUCUGAUCCACCUGAUGAAAAAGGUAAAGAUAUGCUAGAAGAACAUAAAACUGCCAAGCCUGACCCCAGUUGUAGUGAUAUUGAUGCUAAUCAAACUAAUGGCGGAGUUGCUGAAACUAAAGUUGAAGGAGGCCACAAAGAUGGUGAGCAAUCCAGAGUUAAAGAGCCUCAAGAAAAUUCUGACAAUUCUACUCUAACACAAAAGUCUGAUGUUACAUCUUCUGAAUCUCAUCAACCUAGAAGUGGAUCUGGAGGACCAGACUCUGGUGAUGAUACUAGUCUAUCUGCUUCUCAAACUAAUCCCCCUAAUGUUAGUCCAUCUCCUGUAACUCCCCCUCAACCUAAUGACAAAUCUCUCAAAGCUACUAAUGCUUGUGGAGUUAGCAAUCAUGGUGCUCUAGUUGUUGAUACUGGUGGAAAUGGAUGUAUUGGUCUUCUAUCUCUUGGUGAAGGUGCUAAUAUCCUUCCUGAUGAUAAAGUUGAACCUGCCCCUCUUCCUUCAUCUCCUCCUGGACAUGGCCAAGGUGGAGGUCCUCUUUCUGGAGGCGAAGGAGGUGCUGCUCAAGAACCCCAAAAAACUGUCUCUGAACCUCUUAAAACACAACCACAAGGUGUUAUUAAUCCAUCUCCUAAUCCUACUACCUCUACUUCUCCCGGAGUUACUUCUCAAACUACUACUGAGGUUAAAACAGUUACUCUUCCUACUGAAGCUACUCCUGCUGAACUUCCUAAAGCUGAAGAAUCUGCUCAAGAAUCUCAAGCCGAAAAAUCUAUUGCUGGUGCUAUUCCUGCCGCUACUGCUACUAGUCUAUGGACAGCGUUUGGAUCUACCUCUGGCCCUAUUGCCGGAGCUGGCUCUCUUACUGGACUUGGUUGGUGGGCAUUUAAACGUUCUAAAGGAGAUCCUUGGGAAAAGGAAGAUGUUGGUAACUCACUCAAGCACGGUUCAAACAUUAUCUCGGAACUGAGGACUUCAACACUCUCACCAACGCAUUAUUAUGAGCUUUACAUGAAGGUAUUUAAUGAGCUCGAAUAUUUGGCAGAUUUUAUCGGCGAGCAUGUAAAGAGAAAGAAUGUAAUUAGCGAAUUAUACGAAUCUGUACAGCAGGCAACAUACAUACUGCCGCGCCUAUACCUCCUUGUAAUGAUUGGAGCUCAUUACAUCAAAAGUAAAAAGGUUCCAGCAAAGGAUAUAUUGACCGACAUUACCGAACUUUGCAAGGGUGUGCAACAUCCCAUGCGUGGUUUAUUCUUGCGCUACUAUCUGGUUCAAAUUUGCAAGGACAAAUUGCCAGAUUCUGAACCAGAUAAUGAAAAUGGAUUUUUGGAUUCGUUCGAUUUUCUCAUGAACAACUUUUGCCAAUCCAUAAGACUAUGGGUACGUCUAACCGCUGGAGGUUAUGAGCAAAAGAGGUUAGAAAAGGAGAGAAUAGAACUUGGUUUGCUUGUUGGUGCAAAUUUGGUGAGAAUUACCCAGUUGGAUGGAGUAGACAUUAAUUUUUACUCCAAAGUUGCACUUCCCAGAAUUUUGGAGGAAAUUGGUUUAAUCAAAGAUUCUGUUGCCAAAAAGUACCUCCUAGAUUGCCUAAUUCAGGCAUUUAGUGAUGAGUUUCAUAUUCACACAAUAGAUGCAAUUUUGACGGCUUGUGUCGCAUCUAUCCAGUCAGAUGAUGGGAUUACAAUUUUAAUCACAAUGAUGAAUCGACUCUCUGACUUUAUAGUUGCAAACCCAGAGGCAUUGCCACAGGGUGUGGAUAUGUUCCAAACCUUUUACAAGCAUUUGUCAACAAUCGUAAUAAAGGGAAGUCCAAAUGACCAAUCGCAGGAUUCGCCCAGAGUUGGUAUUAGGGGUUACUUGGAUCUACACGCAGCAUUUUUGGACUUUACCACAAAGCUAUAUCCGGGGGUUAUUGAACACGUGGAAUUUAUAGAGAAUAACAUAAUGGAGGUUCUAUCUGGAAUCCUGCCACCAGACACAGUUAUUGAGGGACAAGCGGCUCAUAGUAUACUCAAGCUUAUAACUAUCCCCCUAAAGACGCUUUCUCUCAAAACUUUAGAAUUGGAAUAUAACAGCAAACUUAUAAAAUUAUUGGACACACCUGUUAAAAAGAAAUUAGCGUAUACCAUUAUUGAUGAGCUCAUUGAAGCCAAAAUUUCAAUGGACAAUAUUUCCAGUUUUGACGUCUUUUUUGACUUUAUAGCGCCUCUAUUCACGCCAUCUGAGGAUGAGUUUAGCGAGGUUAUCUCAGAGGAAACUAGUGAACGUAUACACUUGGAACAAGAUCAAAUUUGUAAACUUAUACAGACUAUUAAAUGCUCAAACAUACAAGACCAGUUUGGAAUAUACAAGAAUCUAUUUGAAAAGAUCAGAGAAAGUGGUUCUAGGCGAAUGAAACAUAGUUUGCCGUGCCUCUUGUCCUGCUCGUUAAAGCUCCUCUUCCCUUCUCAUGGGAAGUCAUCAAAAGGUUUGGAUUGGCCACUGAAUCAGAUCCAGUUUGCCUUUGAUAUAUUCAACUUGGCUGGGCUCAUUUCAGACCUUAUUCAGCCGAUAAUUCCAGAGGAGACCAUUAAGCUCCUGGUUUUGUGCGCCAUAACAGCAAAUGAAUUUGGCUCCAUGUACUGCAGAACUUAUGGGAAUGAAUCGAAUUUCUCAGCAGAUUUGAAGCGUCUAUGUGGUAGUUUCAUCUUAAAGGCAUGCACUUGCUACGAAGAUGAACUAUCUACUGGGAGGGACCAAUUGGCAUCCCUAAAAUAUAUGACAGCGGCGAUAUCUAGCAAGAUUUACAUUAUAGAAAGAGAAGAUUAUUACAAUGUUGCGAUGAUAUUAGCAAGAUAUGGUUCAAACAUGGUUCGCUUGUUGCACCGCUGCGAAGCUCUCGUAGCAGCAGCCUACUUGUUUCAAAAUGCCCAGUAUUUCAACGAAACCCGUAUCAUUUGGUGUCUAGAAAAAUGCAUUUCUAUCAUCAAUACGUACGAUUUUGUCAAGCCCUUUACAAGGGUAAAGGCGUUUUUGAUUCCACUAGAAGCCGCCAAGUUUUUCAAGAUUGGUGAUGUCACAAACAACAUUCGCGUUCAUAUAGAUAAGCUCCUUCCGGAGCUCUCCACAGAUGAACUCGAGGUGUACAAUAAAGCUAUUGAACGAAUAGACAGAAAUUAA